Molecule: messenger RNA, 1722 nt
Organism: Colletotrichum higginsianum IMI 349063
Lineage: Eukaryota; Fungi; Ascomycota; Sordariomycetes; Glomerellales; Glomerellaceae
Product: beta-glucuronidase
Exons: 3
Coding region: 1-1722 (573 amino acids)
Source: RefSeq, a predicted model, not a curated record
AUGUCCGUCGCUUUGCGGACCGUUGGCUCAGUACUGGCCGAUGAGCUCCAUUGCUUGUUCACCACUUUCUCGCCCGUGUUCAACGCCGUGGCAUGGUACUCGUACCUUACCAAUGCCGUCGAUGACAUCGCGGUGAUUGGAAGCAUAGUUCCCAAGCCCAUCCCCGGGCCCGAGAAGGCGAGCCCCGUCUUCGAUGCCUUUGUGAGCUACUCGCUCGAGUUCGCCUUCUUCCCGGACUUUGCCGGAAACACUUCCUCGCCGAACACGUUCUCGGACAACCUGCUCGCCAACCUGGGCGCCCUGCAAGGCGUCCGCCCGUACAUCCGCGUGGGGGGGAACACACAGGACUACGCCCUGUACGACGAGUCGCUCCCGUAUGCCGUCGACGGCACGUACGACCUGGAGAGAUCGAGGGACUACCCUACCACCAUCGUCAUCGGCCCUUCCUUCUUCGAAUCCUACGGCACCCUGGCCGACACAAAAUUCACCCACGGUUUCAACCUCGGCCUGGGCGCCAACCGCUCCGAAGGGUGGGAGACCCUCAAGGCCACCGUGCCGCUGGCGUGCCGAGCCAUCGGCAAGGAUAACCUGGACGUCUGGGAGUACGGCAACGAGCCGGACCUCUUCUCCACCUCGGCCCAGGGCCCCGUGCGGCCCUCGUCGACCUGGGACGAGGCCGCCUACGUCGAGCAGUGGCUCAACGGCACCCGCGAAAUCGCCAACGUCCUCGCCGAGGCGUGCCCGGACUUCCCUGGCCCCGUCUUCAUGGCGCCUUCCAACGCGGGGACCGCAAACGCGCUCCGUGCGCCCGCGCAGUGGGCCGCCGGCCUCAACGCCGACGGCAACGUCGCCGUCUUCUCCACCCACAACUACAUCAGCGGCGCCGAGAGCCCCGGUGUCACCCUCCAGGGCACGCUGAUGAACCACACCCGGACGGUGCGGUCCGUCCAGGCCCACGUGGGCGAGUAUGCCAACCUCACCGCCCGCUUCGACGACGUCCCGCCGCACAUCCUCGGGGAGCACAACUCGCUCUACAACCAGGGCAAGCCGGGCCUGUCCAACUCCUUCGGUGCCGCCCUCUGGGGCGUCGACUUCAACCUCUACACCGCCUCGCAGGGGAUCAAGCGUAGCCAUAUGCACAUGGGGACCGACUACAGGUACCAAAGCUGGCAGCCCGUCACCACAGAGACGACCCCCAUCGGCACCAAGGCACCUUACUACGGCAACAUCGCCGUCGCCGCCUUUCUCGCACCUCCCAAAGCCUCCUCCUCCUCCUCCGUCCCUGUCUCCGUCGCCCACAUCCCGCUUGACACCGACAACGAGCUGGCCGCCGCCUACGCCGCCUACCACGGCGACACGCUCGCCCGCAUCCUUGUCGUCAACCUGAGCCCCUACAACUCGACCGUCAACGGCACUGGCACCGCCCCGGCCCCGAGCCCCGGCGGCCGCAGCAUCUUCGGCUACAGCUUCGAGGUGCCCUGGGACGCGGGGCUCGCCACCGUCCGCCGGCUGCGCGCCAACGGCAGCGACGCCGUCACGGGCAUCACGUGGGACGGCUGGAGCUACAACCACGAGCUCGACGGCGGCCGGCCCGUCCGGCUGGACAACGUGACCGUCGGGGAGUACGCCCUGGUCGCGAACGGCCAGGUGGCGUUCACCGCCGCCGCGAGCGAGGUCGUCAUCGUCAGCCCCGCCGGCGGGUGUAGGAAGAAGCGUUCCUAA